UACUUCGGCCAAACAAACAUUUUACAAUCCAACUGCAUAACCGUUCACCUACACGCAGUCGCUUGAAUCACUGUAUUCUCUAUAGCUAAAGCCUUGCCAGCUUCCAGUCCCAGUACAGAAUCCAAGGUGGACGGAUUCUACAAAUGGACCCUUCGCACAUAACAAUCACACAAGCUUUCGCUUUAAUUUAAGUAAUUCCUCCAAGUUCCCGACAACCAACUGGCGGCGGAGAGCGACAUCAGAUCGUGCGAACACUACGGGCAUUCAAACGCAGCUAAGAGGAUCGCCUUCGUAAAAAAGGUAGCUCGGACCUCUCUCACAAUGGGAGUGAAAGAUCGCCCUCAGUGCUACUUUGAUGUGGAAAUCAACAGGGAGCCAGUUGGACGCAUUGUGUUUCAGCUUUUUUCAGAUGUUUGUCCCAAGACAAGUAAAAAUUUUCUUUGCUUGUGCACCGGUGAAAAAGGAACUGGAAAAACCACAGGGAAAAAACUGUGUUAUAAAGGCUCCACGUUCCAUCGAGUAGUAAAGAGCUUCAUGAUCCAGGGAGGGGAUUUCACAGAAGGUAACGGAAGAGGAGGGGAGUCGAUAUAUGGUGGCUACUUUGAAGAUGAGAACUUUAUUCUCAAACACGACAGAGCGUUCCUUUUGUCAAUGGCCAACCGAGGCAAAGACACGAACGGUUCCCAGUUCUUCAUCACCACAAAGACGGCACCACAUCUGGAUGGAGUUCACGUGGUCUUUGGUCUGGUUAUCUCUGGGUUCGAGGUGGUAAAGCAAAUCGAGAGCCUGAAGACGGACACAGCCAGCAGACCGUAUGCUGAUGUGAGGGUGAUCGACUGCGGACAGUUGAUAACAAAAUCGGCCAAUGACGUGCUUGGAGCCAAGAGGAGAAGAACAUCACAUUCAGCUGACUCUUCCCUUAGCUCUUCGGACUCCUCUACCUGCUCCUCUUCUACCUCAGAGUCGGACAGUGAAUCAGAGGAAAGGUACAGGCGUCGCAAACGGAAGAGAAUGACCAAGAGCAAGCGCUCAAAGAAGAGAAGGAAAGAGGUCAAGAAGAAGGAGAGUAGGAACAGAAGGCCGCCAUCUAGUCAAAGAAGCUGUCCUGAGGAAGAGACUGCUGAUGAGGACAAAGACAAGGACCAGAACAUGAAGCGAGAAAAGCCUGUAGUUCGGCCAGAAGAGAUCCCGCCUGUACCGGAGAAUCGUUUCCUACUCCGACGGGACAUGCCAGCUCAGGAGGAGAAUCCUGAGACAACCCAGCAAGAGUCCUCGUCCGUUCCAAAUGACCUCAAGCCAGCAGUCACAAAAUCUGGACGGAAAAUCAAAGGCCGUGGAACAAUGAGGUAUCACACUCCUCCUCGCUCGAAGUCCCAUUCAGAGUCUGAGGAAGACAGAGGGAGCAGUGAAACUCCACCUCACUGGAAAGAGGAGAUGCAGAAAACCAAGACCUAUCAUCCACCCAGUGUGGAGAAAUGGAGUAAAGGAGACAAAUUGAAUGACCAUUAUUCAAGCAGAUGGGACAACAGAAGUGUCUCUCCGCGGUCCAGGUCCUGGUCACAGGAGUACUCCUCUGGCCACAGCUCCAGGAGAUCCAGCCAGCACCGCCGACACAAGAAAGAGAAGAAGAAGGCCAAGCACAAGAAGAAGUCCAAAAAACAGAAGCAUUCAAAGCGGCGUAAAGUACCUAAGAGUAAACUCAAAGAGUCUCCUCUCUCUGAGGGUGAGAUGUCUGUCUCGUCUGACAGAAGAUCAAAGCUGUCCAGCCACCGUGAGGGAAGGUCUCGUUCCUCCUCAACCUCCAGACGUUCCUCCAGGAGAGAAUGGUCAGGGUCAGACAAAGAGCGCCAUUCCUCCCACUCCUCUAGAGACUCCCGCUCCUACACUCGAACUAAAAGCCGGUCCUAUUCUCUGAGUCGAUCGAGGUCACGAGGAAGAUCAAGGUCCUCUUCCGGCUCCAGGAGUCUGUCACGGUCACGGUCGCGAUCACGGUCAAGGUCAAGGUCGAGGUCACGGUCCAGGUCUCGGUCAAGGUCCCGUAAAAGAAACAUAUCAAGAUCCCCUAGACAAACAAAGUUAAGCGAGAGCGUCAAACCAAAACUAGAAGCCUCAGUUCAGAUGGCAGUUAAAGGUGAAAGUAAGCUGGUACCAGCGGCAGCAGAGAAUGUCCCGGUGUUACCUUUGAGUGACAGCCCCCCGCCAUCCAGGUGGAAACCUGGGCAGAAGCCUUGGAAACCCUCCUACGUCCGUAUCCAGGAAAUCAAAGCAAAGACCAUACCAUCUCCUCUCCCUCAGAUAAGCCAUGCUGUCAGCAGGGUUUUGGAGAGCGAACGCGCAUCCUCGCGGCACAGCCGUCGCGACACUGACAGCGAGAGCGAGGACUCCGAGCAGUACAGUCAUAAGAGCCGAAAACGAUCGAGACCGUCCCGCAGCAGGUCCUCCAGAAGCAGGUCCUACAGCAGGUCAUACAGCCGCUCCAGGUCACGGUCCUCAGCCAAGUACCGUAGCCGCUCUUCAUCCUACAGCAGGUCAGACUCCUACGAUUCACACCGGGGACGAGACAUCAAGAAGAAACACAACUCGGGUGAAAAGAAAGGGAAAAAAUACCGUAGCGUGCACAGGAGAAGUCCAGAUGCUGAAGUUGUUGACAAAUAUUUGAAGGCCAGUAAAGUACAUAAAGUUAGAAAGCAAAAGCGCACCCCACCAUCCUGUUCAGAGGGUGCCACUGACAGUGAAAGCAGCCCAAUUGACAGACACAGACAGAAUAAUACCGACUCUAAAGUGGUAAAAGGUAAAUUUGGCUCCCUAUCCGAAACUGCCAGCCUUCAAGCCUCUGAUGUAAAGUAUGAUAAACCAAGCAAGGUGUUGUCGUCGGAACAUAACAGUAAAUCUGGAUGGGACAGCGACAGUGAUAAGUCCAGAAAAAAGACCAGCUUGAGUAACCGGUCCAUUGAGAACCAUAAGCCUGAAGUUAAGACUGAUGAAAAAGGUGGAGAUAAAAAGUCAACACCUUUUAGUAGAUGGGACUCGGAUAGCGAUUUUGAGGGAGUAGUGAAAAAGCCUGCUGCAGCCGACUCAAAACACUCGUCCGGCAAAGAGGAAGGUGAGGCCAGCUCUGAGUCGGAAAGCGAAGGCCGUGCGUCACUGCACAGCAAAACGAGCAAAAUCACACGUGAUGCGUCCUCUGUAAAUUCAGACAUGGAUCCGAAGACGACUUCCAAGAGUGUGCCUGGGUUUGAGUUAAGUGCUGAUAAAGGUGCAGAAUGUGAAAGACACAAAUCAAAGAAGAAAGCAAAACGGAAACACAAGCACAAGAAGAAAAGCUCCUCAAAAGCAGGCCUCCACCGAUCAAAAUCCAAGUCCAAAAUGAAAAAGUCCAAGAAAAAACAGCAAAAACCCAAAGGAACAUUCCACUGGCAGCCACCUCUUGAAUUUGGUGAGGAGGAGGAGGAAGAGGAAGCUUCUGUCCAGGAGAAACAGGUUAACCUCAAACAAGUGGGGGCAGUAAAUGAAAGUCCUUUAAAAGUAGUCAGAGGAAGGACUCCUAAAUCCCAAGGUAUGGAAAAUGAGGUCAAAACAGGAAAAAAUCACAAAUCACCCAAAGGCAGUAGCACGUUACAGGUGGUGUCUCACUGUGUGGAAGACAUCAUGGAAACCACCAGAAAGGGGCAGAAGUCAAAGCAAACUGCUGUUGCAAAUCCAGCUCCAGCUGAACACACACAGGUUACCCUUAGUAAAACUGACAGCAUGGCGGAGUUACCAAAGAUUCCAGACCAACUGGAACCACCAGAUGAUUGUAUGGAGAUAUGCACUCCUGAACAUGACUUCCCUGAAACAACAAAUGAACCAGCAGUUCCUCACGUGAUGCCUGAACCAUCACAAAAUACACCCUCAAGUAUGGAUCCCAAGGAGGGUCCAGUAAAAAAUGGAAAUUCUUUGCCGUCACCACUUACUGAAAAGCAGCCAGCUGCGACAGCUCCCACUUUGAUGCCUAAUUGUAGAUCAGGUGAAGAAGCAGCCACAAGCAAAGCUCCAGGAGUCACCAUUGACCCCAGAUGGAAACCCCUGAGUGGUAUCGCUGGUCUGCAGGCGGUGAAUGUAAACUCUGUGAGUACAAAAAAUACUGAACCUCAGGAGCAGGGUGAGAGCAAAGUCCAAGGCCUCAGGAUUGAGAUCAAAAGCAAAAGCAGAGUCAGGCCGGGUUCCCUGUUUGAUGAGGUCCGAAAGACAGCCAGGCUGAAUCAGAGACCCAGGAACCAGGAAAGCUCCAGCGAGGACAGGUCUCCGUCAGCUGGAGACAAAGGCAAGUCACUCAGCCGCAGCAGGUCAAGGAGCAAGUCCCAUUCUGCCUCGAGCGCCAGGUCCAGGUCCAGAAGCAGAUCACACUCCUACAGCCGUUCCAGAUCCAGGAGUUCCAGUUCCUCCUACAGGAGCUACAGCAGGAGUCGCAGUCGGAGGAGAUACAGCAGGGGGCGCUCUCGCACUCGCAGUAGCACCUACCGCAGCUACCGCAGUCACAGCCGGACAUACAGUAGAAGUCAUUCCAGAAGCCGAUCCUAUGAUCGCCGCAGAAGGUCCAGGUCGUACACGUAUGACAGCUACACUAGCCGUAGCUGGAGCAGGAGCAGCAGGCGGAGGCGAAGCAAAAGUUACAGGAGCUCUGACCGCGGAUCCAGGUCGUACCGAUCUUACAGCGUGAGCGACCGCAGUUACUCCAGACACCGAAGUCACAGUCGAAGCAGCAGAUACAGCUGAGGAGUGUCUGGGGGGAGGGACCCAGUGUUUCAGUGUACUGAUGUUGCCUGUGCAACAACAUUUGUCAAUAUAAUGGUGAAAAUUCUUGUAUUGCAACACCUUGAAGAUGUCACAAUAUUAAACAUUUUGUAAGAUGAACUGCUUACACUUUGAGAAGGCAGAGUAAUAAUUUUGUAAAU
Molecule: messenger RNA, 4934 nt
Organism: Megalops cyprinoides (Indo-Pacific tarpon)
Lineage: Eukaryota; Metazoa; Chordata; Actinopteri; Elopiformes; Megalopidae
Gene: nktr
Product: natural killer cell triggering receptor
Exons: 17
Coding region: 322-4755 (1477 amino acids)
Biological process (GO): protein folding; protein peptidyl-prolyl isomerization
Cellular component (GO): nucleus
Molecular function (GO): peptidyl-prolyl cis-trans isomerase activity
Source: RefSeq, a predicted model, not a curated record